Messenger RNA from Paralichthys olivaceus (Japanese flounder), 4474 nucleotides. It is a transcript of the gene eloa, whose product is annotated as elongin A. Gene Ontology annotation, molecular function: protein binding. NCBI's taxonomy places the organism in Eukaryota, Metazoa, Chordata, Actinopteri, Pleuronectiformes, Paralichthyidae. Gene Ontology annotation, biological process: transcription elongation by RNA polymerase II. Gene Ontology annotation, cellular component: elongin complex; nucleus. The record is from RefSeq and is a predicted model, not a curated record.
UAUUUCCGCCUUUCACUCUUCUUCACUUUAAUGGACAAACUUCAGCUCGUUCCUGUCCAAUUAGAAAUGAAACCGUCAGAUCCGCAUAAUGGAGCCGGUUCGUUGUGUUUAAUUCUGAUCUGAUUUAAAACCUCGAUGGCGGACACUAAAUCAGGCGGAACCUCCUCUUUGUUCGCCUGUGUUCAGUCCGGAUGAAGUAGUUUCCGGGAGACGGUACCAGCAGUAAACAUGGCGGAGGAGCUGCUGGAAGCGGUGGACAGACUUCAGUCGCGGCUCCAGGAGAACCAGGAGCCGAGAAAGCUACUGAAGACGCUCAAACGACUCGGGGAACUUCCCAUGACUGUGGAUAUACUGGUGGAAACUGGAGUGGGAAAGACUGUGAACUCCUUCAGGAAGCAUGACGUCGCUGGAGAAGUGGCAAAAAGCCUCAUAGCCAAAUGGAAGAAACUGGUUCCUCAGUCUGCAGACAGAACCAACAGUCACGCCAAAGAAGCCUCUCGCUCACACACCCACUCUCGAGGCCCAGAGGCAGAUGAUGGAGGCGGCCACAGACGCACCCGGGAGCCUUCCCCCGAGGAAGAGCCCUCCUACAUGGAAGAGGAGGAGGAGGAGGAGGAGGAGAGAGGCUACCACACUAACUACUCCCCCUCUCCUCCCCAACACGAGCAGUACAGCCCCCCACAGCGAGGAGGCUACCAAUCAGACGAAUAUGAGAGCCCCGAACCUGAACAUGAACAUGAACCAGAACCUGAGCCUGAGCCAAGUCCUCCUCGCAAAGAAGUCCGCCACGCCAAACCGUACAAAGAGCCCAGCAAGAACCACCACCACGGGGACCGAAGCAGGGAGCGCGACGAGGAACGACAGCAACGCCACACACAGAUAAGUAGCAAUCGAGGAGGAGGAGCAGACGAAGGAAAGAAACGUGCCGCAGACAGAGAGAGGCGACAGAGUCCGGUACAGAAGCCUGCAAAACACAACAGGAAGUCCACCACACACGAGAGCAAGAGGGAAGAGAAGAAGAAAGGCGGAGAUGAAGGGCGACCACGAGCACCGAAGGACUCUCCACCCAAGGAGGAGGAAGAGGAGUUUGAGACGCCCACCAUGUCCUUCGAGUCCUUCCUCACAUACGAUGCCCCAAUGCCUGUCAAGAAGAAGAAGAAGCCCUCGUCUUCAUCGUCGUCACACAGUCGGCCGUCUCACUCGUCGUACUCCACAUCGUCUUCCCAUCGAACCCGUGCCCCUCCGUCGCCUGCGACCCCCUCCUCCUCCUCCAAAGUGAGCAAGGCGAACGGCGCUCAGAGUAAAAAGAGGCCGCAUUCAAGCUCCAGUUCGUCCGCUGCUGCACCGACGCCAGAGAAACGAAAGAGGGUGGUCGAAGCCGUUCCGACUCUUCCUGAAAUCCCUCUGCCAGCAAUUCAACCCAAUUACAGACCCCUACCCUCCAUCGACAUCACGCCGCUGUCCCCACAGAGACGUAAAGUUCCUGUCUUCAACGAUGAAGAGGACGCUGGCUUCACAGGGAAACGGUUCAACUCCAAGAUGGUGGUCUACUCAGGAUCCAAGACGGCUUACUUGCCCAAGAUGAUGACUCUGUACGAGCAGUGUAUCCGUGUGCUGCAGAACAACAUCGAUUCCAUCGCUGAGGUGGGAGGAGUACCAUUCGACAUCCUGGAACCGGUUCUGGAGCGAUGUACGCCAGAGCAGCUGUACCGCAUCGAGCAGAGCAACCAGUGUUUUACGGAGGACUCUGAUGAGUUGUGGAUGCGUCACUGUCAACGGGACUUCAAGCGAGCGUCUCCACAGGAGUACGAGUCGUGGAGGGAAUUGUAUCUGAGGCUGCACGACGAGCGCGAGGAGCGACUGAGGAUGCUCACCCAGAACAUCACGUCUGCACACGCCAACAAGCCCAAAGGACGGCAGGUAAAGAUGGCGUUUGUAAAUUCUGUCGCCAAGCCACCUCGUGAUGUUCGCCGCCGACAGGAGAGGUUCGGCACGACCAGCGGUUCGUCAGCUGCCUCCACCGCAGCUUCAGCUCCCAUUAAGAUAAGGCCAGCUACCAUAGACUACUCUGGUGAAUCCAGUCGCUCGUCUUCAUCCCAAGACAAUCCUCCGCCCAGCUCGUCCCGCUCCUCCGCAUCAAGUGGAGGAGGAGGUGGUGGCGGGGGAGGAGGAGCAGGACAUGUUGCUCGGGACAAGCCACAGGUCAAAAAAAUCGCCCCCAUGAUGGCCAAAACUAUCAAAGCGUUCAAGAACAGAUUCUCCCGCCGAUAGAGUGAAAGAGACUGUGAAUGUAUUUUAUGAAUUCCAUCUCUGUUUUUAAUUUAAGUUUAGAAGAUUUUUACUGGCGACCCCUUCAUCACUACACACACACACACACCGUCACCUUUUCCCACCAAACACAACAUAUAUGAACUUUACAGUAUUGGUGAAAAAGUGAUUAUUAUUUAAUCCAAGCAGUGGCGUCUGUUUGGGUUUUUUUUUUAAACAAGUAUUUGAACGGUGUGUUGAGGAAAUUAAGGAAAUCCAGAAAAUCAUGUAGCCAAGUUUUUACAGGAUGCAAAAGGACACCAACACAAAGUCUGUUACUUUUUCGUAUUUUUUUAAAGGAACAGUUUGACAUUUUGGGAAAUACGCUUAUUCACUUUCUUGCUGGGAUUCAGACGAUAUAGAUUGAUGUCAGUCUCCUGUUUGUAAAAUGAAUAUGAAGCAACAGCCAGUUAGCUCAGCAUAAAGACUGAAAAUGAUCUGACUACACCACCCAAAGCUCAACAAUUAAUGUUUUAUCAGGUUAAACAUUAAGUUGUUGCUCAUAUAAAAGUAAUUCAGUCUCGACAAUAUUUAACUGCUUCAUACUUCAGUUAAAUUAAUGAUCAAAGCAGAGUCACAGUUCUUGAAAACCUGUGUCACAAAUUAUCAUUUUCUUUCUUCUGCACUUCUGUUGAACCCUGGUAGAUUUUUUUGGUGUUCAGUUCAAUUCUUAAAAGAUUUAUUUAAGCAGUUGUAUUUAUAUUUCUUUCAACUUUCUGGGUACAAGUCACCAGAAACUGUGGAAACUAAACAAAACUAUGCAGCAUUUAAAUGUUACCAGGUUUUUUCCUCUCGGAGCCGACGUCAUGUCUCCAUAUCUCGUCAUGGUAAAGUUAAAACAAAACAAAACCCUGGAUCAUCCCCCAUAAUCCAAUCUGCUCUUUUGCAAAAUAGUGCUGACAAACAAACAAAAGUGAAAACAUAACCUUAGCACCCGCAGCAACAACCACUUCCAUGAAGCAACAUCCACUCGACAGCGCCCUCUACAGUCACACUUUACUAUGGUCACAGAAUAUGGUGUUAGCACAUUACCCCUCCGCCACAACUGCCACAUAAUAGUUUAUUCACACACACGAUUUUCUACAUAAUUAACAAACAAGAUAUAUAAGAUAUAUCAGUGAGCGUCAGACGUGAUGAUAAAAAUAUUGUCUCCUCAUUUCCAGCAUUUAUGUUAAGCUAACCGGCUGCUGAACGAACAUGAGAGGCAUCAAACUUCUCGUCUAACUCUCCACAAGAAGGUGAAUGAAGCACAUGUCAAACUUUUAUCGGGUUCAGAAGGUUCAAACCUGACAGCCGGGCUCUUUCUGUGUGGAGUUUGCAUGUUCUCCUUGUGUCUGUGUGGGUUUUCUCAGACUUCCUCCCACAGUCCAAAGACAUAGAUGUUAAAUUGGGGGACUAAAUUACCUGUUGGAGUGAAUGUGAGUGUGAAUAGUUUUUUUUUGUCUUGACAUGUCGGCCAUGGCGAUCUGUCUAGGGUGAACCCCGCCUCUCACCCAGUGUCAGCUGGGAUUGGCUCCAGCCCCCUCAUGACCCUCAAAGGGUAAAUGGUACAAAUAAUGAAUGAAUGAAACGUGGGACAGAAAAGUUGUGCUUUUAAUAUUAUGAUGAGUCGUUUGUUUAAUUUGUCCUCGACCAAAUCAAACACUGCGAUAGGAAAACUUUUUAACAUUUCUUUUGUCUUUUUAAUUGCAUGCAUUGUGCACAUCAGCUGCACCUGAAAUGUCAACUGGCUGGUGAAAGACAUGAUUUGCCUGAUGCAUUUUUCAAUUUGUGGGGCUAAAAAGGAUAUCAGUGAACCACACAAACACACACAUACACACACACACACACACAUUGUCGACUUGUUUUAACCCUCCUGUGGCUUCAGAUCAUGUUUUCCUGCUGUCCAAUGUGUGCGUCCUCUUUAAAUCUGCUUCACUGUGACAAAUGGUUUGAGUUAGAGCUGAAGUGGUGACGAGGAAAAAAACGACAAUAAGGAAAGAAGCCGGUCAGACGUCUGCGGCUUCAGUCUACAGCAAUGAUGAUGACAUGUAUUUAUUUUCAACCUUGGGACCCGGCACCCCACCACACGGGCCCUGAAAGGAAGUAGAUUAAAAAUUGUAAUUUUAUUAGAUUUUAAAAAAUGUUAUAUGGUCAUUUUUAUUAAAAUUGACUUUUUGCCCUUGAA